Messenger RNA from Ostrea edulis (European flat oyster), 5255 nucleotides. RefSeq lists its product as uncharacterized. NCBI's taxonomy places the organism in Eukaryota, Metazoa, Mollusca, Bivalvia, Ostreida, Ostreidae. The transcript has 6 exons. The record is from RefSeq and is a predicted model, not a curated record. The coding region runs from base 155 to 928 and encodes 257 amino acids.
GAAUUUUCAGGAAAAUGAGCGACGCAUCGCAUUAAUCUCGCAGCACAAUAUUGUGGUGAUCUAUUGAUUUUUGAAGGAUUCUCUCAGCUACUUUUCGUCGAAUGCUUUAUGUAAGCGAUACGUGGUUGUAAAUGUGAGUAGUUUUCUCCCAACUAUGAAGGACGCUCUUCAGUCCCCGUCUGCACUGAAUCAAGAUGGUUGUCUUACACACGAAGGCUGUUCACCGGCACCAGACGACAAUCGCUUGUUAACAUCCACAGACAAAGAGUCCAUCAAAAUUACAAGGAAGUACGUACCAGUGCUGACAAGACCAAAGAGACCACGUGUGUCCGGGAGAGUUCGGUAUGUGUACCUAGUGUCUGGGUGUCUACUGUUUGUGGUGUCUUUGGUGCUAAUGGUGGCGGGAACCAUAAGGGUCAACCAGUGUAACAAGGAAGAAGAGAGGAAAUGGGGAGAACGUUUCAUCGAAGAAAACGUUGAUCAGUUUGUUUCCACGAACAACUUUGCCCUUGAAAAACCAACCAAACAAAGUUCAGAUCAUGUGGAGGAGACCAGAGGUCACUCAGAACUAGCCGUAGACGGAGACAGCCAAACCUGCUCACAAACAGAUGAGGAAAUAUGGCCAUGGUGGUGGGUAGACCUAAAAACCAUUAGACCAAUAGAGGCAGUCAUUAUCAAAGGAAGUCCUAAUCAAGGUCUUCGAAAUUUAAGUGUCACAAUUCAAAUGACUGAACCCAUUUUCAUUUCCGAAAACUCCAGCAAUCCAGCACCUUGUUUCAUUCAGACAGAGGUGUCCACGUCAAUCAUCACCACGUGUGGCUAUAACGCCAAUGGAAGAUAUGUAGUAAUCCGGAGAGGAACAGAUGGAUACAGGAGUCCCCAGUCCCUGUUACUGUGUGAAGUAUUAGUGACACAGAGGCUAGGAUAGUGACCAGAGUCUGCUGACAGUAGCUGCUGUCCGUGGACUUGUAUCUGGAAGACUGAUUUGUGAUACAUGUACCUGUGUGUAUAUAUAUAUAUAUAUAUAUAUAUAUAUAUAUAAGAAAUGGGGUAAUCGAUUAAUCGCAAUCAGCUGUAAUUGAUUACAUUUUCUCAUGUAAUCAAAUGUAAUCUGUAAUCGAACUUUUUCUUUUAGAUUACAUGUAAUCGUAAUUGUAAUUGAUUACUUUAAUUUUUUCCUGUAAUCAUGAUUACAUUUAGAUUACAUUUUAAUUACAUGCAAGUUGUUUAUCGAAUUUCAUUGAUACUUUUAUUAGACCUAUCAAAAGGGUUUGUUUUGUUUAUUUCUCUUUAACUUUCUGUAGUGAAAAUUAAUUAUUUAUAUCAAACUGAUUAAAAAAUAGAUGCAUUUAUUUUAUUUUUUUAUUUUUAUUUUUAUAUUCCCCCCCCCCCAGAUUUUAUUUCAUAUGUUUUUAUUCACACUUUGGUUGGAUCAUUUUGUUUUGAAAUAAAAACUUCUAAUAGUUAAGUUACUGUAAGCUUGUAAUUAAUGAUCAAAGGUUGCACAACAAUGCAGUUAUGAAAACUGUUUUCACUAAAGUGUUUUCACAAUGGUCAGUGGACAUGGGACACUCAUGGGGCACACAUUUACAUUAAUUGUUAUACAUAGUUGAAUAACGAUGUUUUUACAAUAAUUAAUGAGCACAUUUUCAUAACCAUCGCACAGUUCAAACAAUUUCUAAUUUCGAUGUUCGCGUUUACAGAUAACCGCCACCUAUCGGCUGAAAUUGGAAUUCUGGGAAAUAGUGGGACACAAAAAGCAAGCUAUUCUUUGAAAAUUUCUAUUUCAAUCUACGUCUGUAAAAAGUGCUUAUUAAGGAAUUUACUCUUACAAACAAAACAUCAAUAAGAAUCUGUAGAUGAAAACGAUUCGUUACUGAUUUUUGGGAUUAUGGUGUCUGCGCACUGUAACCUUCGCAUAGCGGUUAGAGGUCAAGAAAAUCAAUAUUUUCGCAGAGUGCAUUAUGUAAUUAGAGUUCACGUCAUUAAGCUAUUACACGGUAGGCACGUGGACAGGACACAUGGUAAAUACGACGGAUUGUAGACGCAUUUUACUGUUGCAAUGUUCUCAUUGUGAUCAUCGAAAUGGAGCAUUAUUUUAUUGCGUAUCUUGAAAAUUUGUCAAGAAUGUAAAUUUGUAAAUGAAAGGGGUGGCCACGUAUUUCAGUUAAAACAGAAUUUAGAAAAAGUGUGUAUAAUAUAUUUUGCUGGUUAAUCAAAGAGGAUUUUUUCCUGUGUUCACAAAAUCGCGUACUCGGAUGGGGGUUUUGAGUCGACUCGCGUAGCGAGCUACUUUCUUAGUAUCAGGUCCGUCCUGCGGAUUCACCGCUUCACAAUACCACCCUAGCUCAUACGCAACUGAAUAUAGUUUGACUGGCAGUGUAUGUUUAUUGAUUUGUUAAAUGAAAUCAUUGCCGUAUACAUUAAAUUCUUAAUGUCGAUGGAACGCACAAAUUGUUUGUGAAAGAAUGUGAGUGUAUUUUAGAAUCAGGCAUCGACCCAUCGUCGGAUACCCACGGCUGAUCUCGUCUUCUACUCAGUAGAAGACGAGGUCAACCGUGGGUAUCGGACGAUGGCAUCGACCUAGCAGGUCUGCAACUGAAUACAGUUGGGAGAAGAUGAUACUACGGAUAUGAAAGCAGACAGUGCAUAUCUUUCAUUGAAUUUAAAAUUUGUCAACAUGGUUAAUAAAGUCAUAUAUGAUAUAUUAAAAUCUUAGUCAAACAAUAAUGGGGAAAGACGUAUGAAGUCUAUCGAAAUAUUUUUAAUCGCGCAAGAAUAUAAAGAGGGAGAGGGUGAGGAUGCAUAAGGACUUCGAUUUUCCGUGGAAAUAAAUGAUAUUGCUAUUUUUGAACUAAUAUUCUAACAGAAUUCUGACGAAAAUACCCCGGUUUAUCUGAAAUAAAUUAACGAAUUCUAUAUUUGCUGUGUUUUAAUAAAUAAACAACGAACGAGUUAACAUUAUUUACAUAAACACGUGGUACAUUUUUGCGGGAAUACGCCAUGUAAGCAGAACGAAGGAAGAUAUUUGAAGACUUCAAGAAAUUAAAUUUGUAUCGAUACCUGCUACAAAUUGUGUCCGGGCUGUAACUGUUUUGUUUUUUGUGGUAGGCUUUUGAUAUUUGAUAUGUACCGAUAAGUGAUCAUUUCAUGUAGAUGUGCUGGGUACCAUGAAUAGUCACGGUGACCUUUGAUCUUGAACUUUUAUGUUCACACAACUUUUGAAGCUUUAUGGGUGUAUUCCUCUAGCCGAUGUGUCGUGUUCCUAGUUUGUGACGUUGAAAUUCCAAAGAUAUAUAGUUAAGCAUAAUACAUAUGCUUGUACAUUUUGUUUUACUAUGCUUUAAAGAUUCAAAAUUAAGGAGGUAUGCUACACCAGAGAAAUUUGAUUUGGAUGAAAAGUGGAGGAUAUGUGCAACAAUAUUUUAAAAUUGAAAACUUUCAAAUUUACUUUAUUUAGAAAAAAAAAAUGUAGUUUUAGUAGAAAGCAAUCUGAGAAAAAUUUAAAACCCCUGCUGGAUUCGAACACGUGAUCUACAGUUCAGCAGUCGACAUACUAGCCUACUGAGCUACUCAGCUAGGCGAAAAUAUCUAUAAUGAAUAGACAAAUAUUGCUGAUAAUUGAAUUUUCAUCCAUGUUAUAAAAGGAAGUCAUCCAUUAUGACGAUGUAGAGUACAUCCUUAAUUAAAUCUUAUAAGACGGUGCUGCAUAUAUACCCCCCCCCCCUCACCACCACCCCUUGUUGGAAAUCGUGGACGAGUCGACUUUGAGGCCUUUGAUUCUUUCUUCUCCCUCUCUCUAAAAUGGAUUUGAAAUGACGAUUUAAAUUUGAAUUUUUUUUCCAGAACGGUUAGGAGAAGUCGGAUGAGUACAUCAUACUAAUUUUAAUUUGAGAUAGAACACAAUAUUAUCCGACACGCACGUUUUCUGUUGUGCACGUGUAUCAGAAAUAAAAUAUAUAUGUCUCUACUAAGGAAAAUACUGCAAAUUGUCAUUGUUUCAAGCAUGAGCCUUAAACUGAUUGCGGUCUACAGCAACAUACAAUGAAAAAUAUUAGUGUUUUCAAUUUGUUUUUACUUGAUUUCCUUCUUUAUCAUUCGACAAAAAAGCAUAAAUAUCUUUGUACCGUACUUGUGCCAUCUAUCAAUUUUUUCAUAUGUCUUGCAAGCACCGGUGUAUGCACUGUUUGCUAUUGACAAAAGACUGGUGACGGUGUUUGCUACGGACAUUGAGUACUAUACACCAGUUUCAUAACAAGUGCAGUCUUUUCUUAGAGAUCAGCCGAGCAUAGUGAAAAUUCAAGUAAAUUAAAAGUCGAAUAUCUUGGAUAUGGGGUAACCCAUAUCUAUUCUUGUUACUUAAACAUAUAAUAUUGCCGAACGUAUGAAGGAAGGGCAUGGUUUCACAACCUGUAUUCCCCAUUCCCUCAUUUUUUCUGCGAAUGAUCUUUUUAUAUGAAAUCUUUUUAAAUAGUUUUUCGGCGAUAUACCUCUUCAUUUUUUCUAACAGGAGGAAAUUAGUAGUAAAGAUUCUUAUCAAAGUCCAUGGAGAGCGAUACCCUCUCCCUGCUUGGAAUAUGAUUAUACCAAAAUACAUAUGAUAUAUGAUUUGCAUAUAUAAUAUUUGUGUGAUUUGAUUAUGGAAAUUUCGCUGGCUGAAUCUCUAAACUUUUUUUAAAAAGCUAAACCUGUCAAUAUUGGACUGAUUCUGCCUGUUGCUAUUCUGCGAUCUCUCUUUGUUAGGAGACCAGUCAUUUUUAUUUACGUAUAACGUAACAGUUUGAAAAAUACUGUUUGCAAAUUACUCUUGUAGCGUUUUAUGAUGUUUAUUGCUAGUCACUUCUUUUAUGAUUUUUUUCAUAUUAGAACUUUGGAUUCACAUUCUAUCCAACCUGACUUUGAAUUGAAGUCAACCUCAUUUUUGAUUACAAAAAAUAACCCAACUUUCAUGCUUUGAUUGCUACCGAUAAUUAUGCAGUGAAUUCAGAGCCAUAAAGAUGCAUAUAAUUAGGUACAUCUAAAUGAUUUCUGGUAAAGUGAUGAAAGGGAUGUAAAGUAUUUCGUAUACCUUCAUUAUUAUGUUGGUACUUGCUACUUGAUAUAUGUAAUUGUGUGAAUUUUUCUUUUUGCUUUUGUGUUUAUCAACGCCAUUAUAAAGUUUAUAUUCAACAUGGUAAACAGGCUCAGGACAUCCAUGUAUGUUAUUUCCUUACAGAAAAUGUAUUAUCUAGUUGUAUAAAAUUAAACAUUAAUGC